UUCCUGGUGUUUCAGGAUGUCCAGGAGCAUGUGUCCUUGGAUGGAUAGGGUAGCCGGGGCUGUCGGGCCUGCCUAAGGUUUUCAGGCGGCAGACGGCAGGGCCCUGCCCUGGGCUCCGGAGCACCUGCGUGGGCCUGGCCUGGCCAGAUGCGGGUCUGCUGGCACUGCUGUCAUCGAUGGGGGUGCUCUCUGCCGACCGGGGUGUCUCUGGUCUGUCCUCAGCCAGCUCAGCCUUCCAGCGGGCCUCUGCUCCACCCUCCAGGCUCCGCUCCACAGCCCAGCUCCCUCGACCAGCUCACGCUCUGCUCUCUGCCAAAGGCGGUUACCCGGUGGACAUUCUGGAAGAUGACCCCGACGGGUGCCGGGAAGCCGCCCUGGCGUACUACACCGCGCUCAGCGCAGGGAUGCGGCCCGCGGCAGAGGUCUUCUCCCUCCCCACAGGGGAGCAGGUCACCCUCGAGGCGCCCUCCGUUUGCUUUUGCUCGGUGCAUCGCGACGAGCCUCAGCACCAAAUCUUGGCCUUGGUCAGUCCCCGGGACACCAAGACAGUCGUGGCCGUCCACCUGCAGGGGUCCUGGUGGGCCACCGAAGACGUGCUGAGGACCUCGGACCCUGCCAGAGAGGGGCUGGUGAAGGUUCAGUCGUUUGCGGAAAGGAUUGUGCUUUUCAUCCUCAACGUUGUUGUUUUGGGAAGACUGGAGAGAAGACUGGACGACGACGACAACAUGUUUUUUUUACCUUUCUCCUGGAAGGAGGAGGCUAAAGUUCUGUGGAGGGACGGCGCGGCCGUUGGGUUUUACACAACCAAGGCGAAAGGCAGCCUGUGCGGCGACGGCACAGGUGCGUGCUACCUGCUGCCUGUCUUUGACACCGUGUUUGUCCGGAGGGGACACCGUCGCCGAGGCCUGGGCAUGGCCAUGCUGUGGGACUUCUGCGAGACCUUCCGCGAGGACGGCGCGCUGGGCGUCAGCUGGCCGAUCUCUCCUGCCAUGCUCCAAGUCUGCAGGAAGUUCCUGUCUGCCCACCCGGAGGAGCGGGGGCGCCUGUGGGAGGUGGAGCCCCCGGGGGCCUGGGGCCAGCGGGACAGCAUCUGGCUGAAGGUUCAGCUGCGACAGUCACGACUUCCAGACCGGAGGGCAGCUCUCCCAGGGAACCCCGCGGAGGACGGGAGCAGUCCCGGGCAGACGUCUCAGGAUGAUGGACCCAGGCAGUCCAGGAGCGGGGAAGGCAGCCAGGAGAGGAUUGGUGGCGAGGAGCCGGAGGAGGCAAAGGAAGAUCAGGACUGCGCGGUGGGAGAAGCCGCAGCGGAGUUGCCCGGGAGACGCUGCCGGGCGGAGCUGGACGGGAAGAGGGCCUAGAGGGCGGAGGUGGCGGGGCCGGCAGGGGGCGUGGCAGAAGCGUGUGCUGAUCCCGCUCCUGACUCCCGGAGGCCCACCCUGUGGUGCAGGGCACGUGGGUUUUGUGUGGCCUUGUGCUCCCAUCUAUCCUUGCUGUGUCUUCCUCUGUGACCUUUGAGGUGCGAGUAUAUAUUUCCCAGGCUCAGACUCCAGAAGCCCACUGGUCAGGCCUGAUCUGGUGUCCCUUACUCAGGAUGAACUUGGACACCUGCAUAGGAACUGCACGGAUGAGCCGUUCUUCAGCCCAGGAAGCUCCAGGGAGGGCCGCGCCUGGGCGGUCUGCACAGCAGAGAGCCCUCAGGGUGCGCCCCAGCCCCGAGGGAGCCACGACACAGCAGACUCGGGGGACUCCAGGGAGACACGCCCCUUCCGUGGAGAAGCUCCCUGAGGGUGGGGCCGGGCUGCCUGGUGCGCACACCAUUGGCCUCUCGCCGCGGAUGUCUGGCCUUAGAGGGUGCUCCAGGCGGGCCACAGGGUCUCAGCCGUCACCCGUGCAGAGGGGGAGCCACUGGGGGAGUUUGGGCUGAUGGCCCUGGUAGCGUCUUGGUGCCCUGCGUGUGACUGAGCCGGAUGUGACACGGCCUGCCCCUUCUCAGACGCGUCCCGCAGCCCUGCCGCGGCCACGUGCUCGUUCGCCGCUGGGGACUCAGAGCGAAGCCAAGGACCGCGCUCCCCCAGCCCUGCUACUCAUUCCCUCGUCCCUGUGUCCGUCCGUCCAUCCAUCUGUCUUCCAUCCAUCUGUCCAUCCAUCCACUCACCCAUCUGUUCACCCGUUCAUUCAGCUGCUGUCCAUUUGUCCAUCCAUCAUCCAUCCAGCCAGCCACCCACUCACCCAUCCCCCCGUCUGUGCAGUCAUCUGUCUGUCUGCCCAUCCGUCCAUCCAUCCCAAUGUGGAUCAGACGCGCCGUGUGUGAUUCGGCCGUGCGCUGCGACCACUGUGCUGCCCCACACAUGACACAGCUGCUCCGCGCUCCCCUGAACGGGAACCACAGGGAGCGUCUCGGGGGUUGGUGAUGUGUCUGCCCAAUAAAGGAUUCUCCUGCAGAAAACACA
Molecule: messenger RNA, 2450 nt
Organism: Phyllostomus hastatus (greater spear-nosed bat)
Lineage: Eukaryota; Metazoa; Chordata; Mammalia; Chiroptera; Phyllostomidae
Product: protein FAM169B-like
Exons: 9
Coding region: 177-1358 (393 amino acids)
Source: RefSeq, a predicted model, not a curated record